GGGGAUGUACGCAGAUAACCCAAAUGUUAACGUAAGAGACGUGGAUGACGAUAGUGUAGGUCGGGUUAUACGUAUAAAUCGUAGAUAUAAUCAAAGAUUUUACAAUACUAUCCUCCGUGUCCUCAAUCCUCUCUGAUAUAAUAUUGGCUUGGUUGGCCCACACUACACGUUGCAAGUAUACAUUGUCAUGUGUUCCUGCGUAAACUCAUUCGAGAAUUACUACGAACGUCGCAAGAGGAAAGGGAAAAAAAUCUCGUCAGAUUGGAAGCCGUUUUAGUUAGCAACCCGCUACAGUUGACCGAUACAUUGUUACGGAAUUAACAAUUGCAUUUAUUUCCUAAUGGAUUGAUCCGGUGCUACAGGCUUUAGACCUCAUCCUACUACUCUCUCUGGAAGGGGUCAUGGCACAAAAAAACAUGCCCGUCCGAACUCUAUCAAUGGACGGAUACCCAUGAAAACAGACACAAAUGCGGAGCAGGACUCCGGGGUGGAAGACGCAGAAGAUGAUGGCAGUAAUAGUGCCAGCAUCCCUGCACAGACCUCCAUCAUGGGGGGAGAGGGACAUUCUCUCAUAUUCGUUUCCUUCAAGGGAAACAUGGGCGAUGAAGACUUCCAAAACAAACUGGACAGUGUCUUGAAUGGGAUCCCAGACAUGAUACAAUUAGGCCCUGAGAGACUGAAGCCCCAGCGCGUUGAACCAUGGAACAGUGUACGAGUCACCUUCAACAUCCCACGGGAGGCCGCAGAGCGACUCCGCCUCCUGGCUCAAAACAAUCAACAGCAGUUACGGGACCUUGGGAUCCUCUCUGUGCAGAUAGAGGGCGAGGGUGCAAUCAACGUUGGCCUGGUACAGAAUCGAGGUCAGGAUGUCAGGGUAAACGGACCUGUUGGGCCACCUGGGCAGACGCGGAUGGAUGUGGGGUUCCACAUGCAACAAGGGCCAGGAGGCAUCCGAAUGAACAACCCUCAGGUUUCAAUGGUGCCACCAGGUCAAGGCCAAGGAACAAUCCCAGGAGGAAGCGGACAGAUGCACCCAAGGGCUCAAAGACCCCCCUCGCAGACAGACGCUAUGGACCCUAUGAUGUCAGGUAUGGCAGCCCAACAACAACAGCAGCAGCAGCAGCUUCAGCAUCCACAAGCUCCCCAUAUGCCCCCCAAUCCCAUGGGCCCUCAGGGUCACCACAUGCAAGCCAUGCAGGCUAACCGCCAGCUAAACCCAGCCGCUCUCCAGCACCUGCAGCAGCAGCAGCAACAACAGCAGCAGCAGCAGCAGCAGCAUCAACAGCAGCAGCAACAGCAGGCCCAGCUGGCUCAGCUCGGUGGUGCUCGCGGUCCGUUCAACUCCUCAAGUCAAAUGCCUGUGCCCGCUGGCUGGAACCAGCUUCCAUCUGGGGUGUUACAGCCUCCGCCUGCCCAAGGACCCAUGGGACCCGGCUGGAGGAAACCGCCACCACAGGCUCAGAUGGGACAGCGCCCAUCCCUGGCCACAGUCCAGACACCGAACCAUCCUCCGCCACCUUAUCCGUUUGGGAGUCAACAGGCCGGUCAGGUUUUCAACGCCAUGGCGCAGCAGCAGCAGUUGCAGCAACAGCAGCAGCCAGGGGUCAACCAGUUUGCAGCCCCUCAGCCUAAAUGCCCCAAGGAGCACCAGGCAUUCCGGGCCCAAGGGGUCCACCGUCUGUCCCACCAUCGUCUACUCCACAGGGAAGUCUGUCCGCUAAAUCACCGGGGUCAUCGUCCUCUCCAUUCCAGCAGGGGUCACCGGGGACGCCUCCUAUGUAUGCCCAAACGGAUGCCCAUGGGCUUUCCUAAUGUACCAGGCAAUCAAAACUUUGUUCAAGGCCAGGUGACAACCAGCGUUGCUGGGACACCUGUAGUUGGUACCAACCCCCAGGUGCAGAAUACCCAGGGCAUGGCACACACAGGUCAGACUCCAGGUGCCACUCAAGGGACCAGCAUGGGCCAGCCCCAGCAAAACCUUCAGGCUCAGAUGAUGGGUAUGCAGUCUCAGCAUCAACCUCUGCCCGUGGCCUCCUCCCCAGGGCAAAUAGUGCAGGCCCAAGGAGGCGGCCAGACUGUCCUCUCAAGGCCAGUCAACCCGGGGCAGAGAGGGAUGACUCCUCCAAAACAGAUGAUGCCUCAGCAAGGGCCAGGCGGUGUGAUGCAGAAUCAGGGUCCGCUUGGGGGAGGCCCGGGACAUCAGCAGCAGCAGCAGUUACAACUUCAGCAGCCACAACAGCAACAACAACAGCAGCAACUGCAACAGUUGCAACAACAGCAGCAACUGCAACAGUUGCCACAACAGCAUCAGCAGAUGCAACAGCAGCAGACCCAACAGAUUCCCAUGAACAGUAACAACAAUCAAGCAAUGGGUAUGCAUGGACCACAAAUGCGACUUCCAGGUCAUCACAUGGUCCAACAACAACAACAGCAGCUGCAGCAUCAGCAACAACAACAACAGUUGCAGCAGCAGAAACAACAACAGCAGCAGCAGCAGCAGCAGCAGAUCCAGCAACAGCAAAUGCAACAACAGCAGGUGCACAUGCAGGGUAUGCAGUUAGCCCCAGGGCAGGCAGGAACAAUGCCUCCUCAAGGACAGCCGCAGAUGCUUCCACAUCAGUUGCAACAGGCACAGCAUCAUCAACAGCAGCAGCAACAGCAGCAGCAGCAGCAGCAGCAACAACAACAGCAACAGCAAAUGAUGAUGAUGCUCAAAAUGCAGCAAGAGCAGGCAAAGAACAGACUGCCACUGCAACAGGGCGGGCACCCGCCCAGGGGCCUCAUGAAUCCUGCUGAAGCUCAGAGAAUGCCUGUAUCCCAACAGGGCAACAUGCCUGUAAUGAUCAAUCUGCAAGGGCAUGGAGGCGUGCCACCUUCCCCAGACAAAGCCAGGGGGGUGCCCCUCAUGGUAAACCCACAGAUGGCAGGGGCCGCGAGGAGAAUGCCACAUCCAGAGUCUGGGCAAGGACAAGGCACUCAGGGUAUGGGAGAAGACGUUUCAGGCACCCACAACAUGCAGGAAAGAGCUCCUCUAGAGAUGGGUCUUCAGACAGGAAAUGGCUCCCAGCAACUUGUGAACCAGGGCCCCAAUAUGAUGAAGCCAGGGCCCCCAGUGCCUCAGCACUCUGGGGCUAGCCCGCAGCAGCAGCAGCAGCAGCAGCCGCCACAGCAGCAGCAGCAACAGCAGCAGCAGCAGCCACCUCCACAGCAGGGCUCCAUGCCAGGCUCGCAUAAUAUCCAUUUCCCAAAUGUCCCUACCACCUCUCAGAGCUCUCGCCCCAAAACGCCCAACCGAGCAAGCCCCCGGCCUUACCACCAUCCUCUCACUCCCUCUAACCGUCCACCAAGCACAGAGCCUUCAGAAAUCAGCCUUUCCCCUGAACGUUUGAAUGCUUCAAUUGCCGGUCUUUUCCCUCCGAAGAUAAACAUCCCUUUGCCUCCCAGGCAGCCCAACCUGAACAGGGGAUUUGAUCAGCAGGGUCUCAAUCCCACUACCUUGAAGGCAAUCGGACAGGCCCCACCCAGUCUGAAUCUGCCGAACAACAACACUGGUGGAAAUAAUAAUGGUCAGCAAGCUUUCCCAGGAAGUGGUAACGCAGCAAGUACAGGGGGGAAACAAGACAAACAAUCUGGAGGUGGUCAAGUGAAACGAGCGAGUCCUAGCAAUAGCCGACGAUCCAGCCCAGCGUCAAACCGGAAGGCUGCCGCCCCCAGCCCAGGGAGACAGAAGGUGGCCAAGAUUGCGUUAACAUCCCCUCCACACCAACAGCAAAUGGUUACCCCACAGUCUAUGGUUAGUCCCACUUCACUGCAACCAAGCCCUGUCUCUGUACCAUCAGCUGGGCCCAUGGACGCACAGCAGAUGCAAAACUCUUUUCAAGGUCUCCCUGGUAAUUCUGAACAUGUGAGUCAAGGACAGAUGGCAGUGCCAUCAGGUGAACCACGACAAACAGUUCAGUCACCGAGAGACCAGAUGACUCAGAGAAUGGCAAGCCCACGAGUUUCUGCCGUGGAGCCAAAACAACCUCUGGAGCCCAAGAAUGUUCCAGAGCAACCAGCUACUGAGGAAAAGCUUCAAUCUCAGAUUGAACUACAACAGGGUCUCAGCUCAAAUGUUUCGCCAGGUUUUAGGGAUGCCCCAACAUCUCUGAAUCAGUUGUUGGACAGUUCAAUCUCACCGUCCAUGGCAAUGAAGCCACCACAGGGUGCCCCACAAGGGACUGUAGAUUCUGCACAGAAGGAAAGCCCUCGUUCCCUAGCCGAACAGGCGAGCCAACGGAAUCCCAGAACCCCUCAGGGCACUGAAAGUGGGGCUUUAUCGGGUCCCAGUGAGCCUAAGCUUAGUUCAACCCCAAGCCCCAAACUAAAUCCCAGCAGCAGUCCCAUUUUACACCCUCCUAGUGUUACCCUUAGCGUUAGCCCUAGUCCUGCCUUCAGCCCCAGUCCCAAUUCAAAUGUUAGUCCAAGUCCACAGCCUAACACCGCUGUCAGUCCGAAUCCCAACCCAAAUCCCAACCCUAAGCCUGUGUCUAAUAAUAUGUCAACAGUCUUGCAGAGGCCAAACCCUUCAACAGCUAUUGCCACCAAUCAGAUCACGGUCUUUGUCACCUCUAAUCCAAUCAGCUCUGCCACUAGCACUUCCCCGCAGGUGCCCCCAGUCACAGUUGUCGCAGUUCCAAACAAAAACAUGCCGAGACCUUCAGAGAUUGGUCAACAGACUCCUGGCCAGACCCGCCCUGCUCAGUUCAUAACAACCCCUGUGUUUUUCCAAGUACCGGCAGCCUCUGUUCCCUCGAGUACUACUGUGGUCUCUCAGCCUGUUACCAUGGUUGGCCCAAUUCAGGUGUCUGCUAAUAUACAGCUGACGCCUGCUCCCAUGGCAACUCUAACAUCAGCAGCUCCGGUGUCAACGGUGUCUGUUGCAGCACAUUCCCCAGCCGUGAGGUCAGCUACUGGCCAGCCACCUGCUCGUACCGUGGUCGGACACGUCCAGGUGCAGGUUCCUAGCAGUCACGCAUCCCCUGUCACAGUGCAUCCACCCCCCCAGCAGUCAAGUCCAGGGACUCCGAAGCAGGAGAGCUCGCCAGAGGUAUCAGGCUUGAAGUCCAGUCCUAUUGCACAGGCGUCACCUCGCCCCACGUCAUCUCCCAGUGCAACCUCCCCCUUCCAGCAGCCCUUGUCCUCUCCCCCCAUAUGCUCAAGCCCAGGUGCUGCACCCAGCCCCCGAAGGAGUCCCUUGUCUCCGUUAGCUGCAGGAGCUAAGAGCAAACCUGGCACUCCCGUUACGAUGGUCUCUGAUAGUCCCCCAGUGAAACAAGAAGUCGCUGCCCAGAUAGCACCAAAUGCAGGUGUUGCAGCCCCGCAGGCUUCCCCUUCACCCGCAGUUCCUACUGAGCCCAUCUCCUCUCCGCAGAACACUUCCUCUCCGCCGGCCCCUGUUGCUCCUGUUUCAGUCCCAGCUCCUGAGCCGGUGCCGACUGCACCCAACACAGCACUUACUGCCAUGCCCACUACGCCUGCUGUGCCCACUACACCUACCCCUGCCCCUUCCCCUAGUUCAGCUACUGCUCCCCUCCCUGUCCCUGUUGCCAGCCCGCCACCCUCCAGUUCCCCUGUGGGGUCAACUGUUGCUGCUACAAGCGUCGCUGCUACCGUCCCAGGACCAACCAACCCCACCGUUAGUUCUCCCCCUGUCUCGACCCCAGCACUCCCCGCAGGAGGUCAGCCCCCUUCUACACCUGUGGAGACCAGCUUGCCAGAGCCAGUGAAAACUGUGGUACCUUUGGCAGAGGCACCAAGUGCUUCAGCUCCUGGUGAACCUGAACCUGCCCAGCAGGAAAAGGCCUCAAGUGAAAAAAGCGGAGAAGAAGCCGCUCCUGUUGCGGAGCAAGGAUGGGCAAAGAAAAGAAAGACGCCCGUCAGCUUAGUCCCCAGGGACACUAGGGGCACUGCUGAGGCGAAGGCGAAGGGCCCCAGUCGACGCAGCUCGCGAGCAGAGAAGGAGACGGAAGAGGAAGCAGCAGACAAUGGGCAGAGAAAGAGGACAGCCAGACCUGGAUCGGCAUCCUCCAGCACAGGGAAAGAAACAAACACUGGAGCCAGCCCCACCCAGGCCAAACGAAGGAAGUCGAAGUGAUCAUGACACGCUACACCUGUGAAAUGAAUUAUUAACUUCUUCUGUGAAUUUAUUUUAUCUGCUGUUUCUUCAGAAUCAUGUUUUCACAGAGAGAGUAACCAUGUACAGAUAUUUGUUUUUAAAAAGAAACGAUAUUGAUGUAUUUUGUGAGGUCUUAUUUAGAUUUAGAGUGUGUUUGUGAGUGUGUGUGUGUGUGUGUAUGUGUGUGAGUAUGGGUUUUGUUUUUCGUUUUCUAAUGCUGGAUUAAUCAUGUCAUGAAGCCUGGUAAUUAAAAUAUCAUGUCUAUUGUAAAAUUAUGUUGCAGAUCUGAAUUAAAUUUUCUACUUUUGUGUCUUGUGACAUUAAUAAAAAUCUGUAUGUA
Molecule: messenger RNA, 6497 nt
Organism: Clupea harengus (Atlantic herring)
Lineage: Eukaryota; Metazoa; Chordata; Actinopteri; Clupeiformes; Clupeidae
Gene: ncoa6
Product: nuclear receptor coactivator 6
Exons: 15
Coding region: 452-6136 (1894 amino acids)
Biological process (GO): positive regulation of transcription by RNA polymerase II
Cellular component (GO): histone methyltransferase complex; transcription regulator complex; nucleus
Source: RefSeq, a predicted model, not a curated record